UUGACAACAUAUAUAUUCUUUUUUAUUUCGUGGAUAAUCCUCGAAGUUUUAAUCUUUUUACUGCUAUAUAUAUCGGCAAAUUAUGCCAGCGACGAAGAAUAUCGGUUGUUACGGGAUCUACGAAAAAAUUAUGAUCCAUAUGAACGCCCAGUAUCCAAUAGUUCACUACCAUUAAAUGUUACGAUGAAACUGUAUUUACAACAAAUUUUGGAUGUGGACGAAAAAAAUCAAGUGGUAACUCUGGUUGCAUGGUUGGAAUAUCAGUGGAAUGAUUAUAAACUUCGUUGGGAUCCCACUGAAUAUGGUAAUAUAAAUUCGGUUCGGAUUCCGGGAGCGUCAAAUUCAAUCUGGAAACCAGAUAUUCUUCUUUACAAUAGUGCUGAUGAAAAUUUUGAUACCUCAUAUCCGGUGAACUUUGUUGUUAGUUAUGACGGCAGCGUUUUACAAGUGCCACCAGGAAUCUUGAAACUGUCCUGUAAAAUUGAUAUCACUUGGUUUCCUUUCGAUGAUCAAUGGUGUUACCUUAAGUUUGGUUCUUGGACAUACAGCGGGCGAUUCAUUGAGCUACAAGUUGCUAAAGCUAAUGAAAAUGACAGCAAAAAUGAUAUGGAUUUGCAUUACUAUGUGCAAAAUGGAGAGUGGAAUCUAUUGGGCACUCCUGCUUAUGUAGUUCGUUCUGUAUUUGAUGACGAACCAUAUAUUUCAAUCUUCUUCAACAUCAUAAUCCAAAGACGAACCUUGUAUUACGGACUUAAUCUAAUCAUUCCAUCUUUACUGAUCUCUCUGAUGACAGUUCUCGGAUUUACGCUUCCACCAGACGCUGGCGAGAAAAUUACACUUGAGAUAACCAUUCUGCUGUCUAUUUGCUUUUUUCUAAGUAUGGUUGCUGAAAUGACGCCUCCGACAAGUGAAGCUGUGCCUUUGAUUGGUAACUUUGCAUACAUUACUAUUAAUUACUCUAUAGUGUUGUCCUCUUUUUUUCUAGAACACCGCAAAUUAACGUUUGAAGACCUUCGAAAAUGGCUUCUGCAUUGGUUACCGUGGAUUUUGAUGAUGCGACGGCCCGGAGUAACAUCAUUUUCUUACGAGUCUAUCAAGAAUUUGAAUAAAGAGGAGAAGCAAGCAAAAAACCCGUUUGAAGGUGUGCAAAUUGGUAACUUUGAGUCUUCAAACGGUACUACCUUGAUGAAGUAA
Molecule: messenger RNA, 1194 nt
Organism: Enterobius vermicularis (human pinworm)
Lineage: Eukaryota; Metazoa; Nematoda; Chromadorea; Rhabditida; Oxyuridae
Source: the annotation of a GenBank genome assembly